Papaver somniferum (opium poppy) is the source of this 3065-nucleotide messenger RNA. Its product is annotated as beta-1,3-galactosyltransferase GALT1-like. The record is from RefSeq and is a predicted model, not a curated record. Gene Ontology annotation, cellular component: Golgi membrane. The coding region runs from base 698 to 2614 and encodes 638 amino acids. Lineage: Eukaryota; Viridiplantae; Streptophyta; Magnoliopsida; Ranunculales; Papaveraceae. Gene Ontology annotation, molecular function: UDP-galactose:N-glycan beta-1,3-galactosyltransferase activity; carbohydrate binding. The transcript has 8 exons.
UUCUUAUUAUUGGCUCAGUUCUCUUUUGUAGACUUUAAGAACUUUAAAGACUUAUUACUACUUCUUCUUAUAAAGAAAAAUAGUGAUGAAUGAAAAUGAAAUGCCGUUUAUAAAAGGACAUAAAAUGAAAAAUCAGUUCCUUCUUCUUCAUUUCCUCCUCGUCCUGAUGUUUCUUUGUUUUUGUUGGCAUUUGUCUUUUGGCGUAGUCUUCAAGUUCAAACCAUAAAACAGAUCCAAACUAUUCCUUUUUAUUUCUCCAUUUUUGCUUCUCGAGAAAGCGAAAUUAUACCAACUGCUCUCCAUUCUCUACUCCCUAGGCCUUCUCUCUCUCUGGGUUGUGUUCGAAGAGAUUAAAGGUUCACUUAAGCACUUGCUAUCGAGUUGUUGGUAAGUGGGGUUAGAAUGUAAACUUUAUUCUUUCAUCAAGGCUUGUGGUUGACGAUUUUACUGGCAAAACGUAGUAGUUUAUGGUGAUUAAUGGAUCUAAGCUGAGGAAUUGGGGAAAAAUCUUAGUAUGCUACACUCCGAGAAAGUGAAAAUAGUAUCCAUCUGUUGUUUACAGCUUUUAUCUGUAUCAUCUACUCCAUGAGUAACAUCCAAGGUACACUGGGAUGUUUGUUGCUGAAGAAAUGAUAUGUUUAGCACCAUACUGGAUUUGAUUUCUGACAAAUUUAGGGUUCAAUUUUUGACCUAAAAGAUGAAAUUAUCAAAAAUGAAGAAGUGGUCUGGAGGUGUUCUAAUUGCAUCACUCUUCAUGUUGCUGGUUCUGAGGUAUGGCAUUAUGACAGGUCCAAUUGUGGGGAGUCCUAUUUCAAACACGUUCUUGAAUUCAACAAAUCCUCUUGAGUGGUUGAAUUCUGGGUAUCAACCGGCGGUCAAAAAUCCAGAAUCUAAUACACAUGUUCUCACCGAUGUCUUAGUAACCAGUCUUUUCACACCAAAGAAUUUUUCUGAGGAAGAACAAAAAUCUUUGAAGACAUGGACCUACUUGAGCCAAUUGAUUGGUAAUGUUGGGGUUUUACCAAAUGCGGUUGAAGCUAUAAAAGAAGCUAAAGUUGCAUGGGAUAGUCUGAUGACUUCAGUUCAAGAGGAAAAACUCAAUUCUACUAAUGAAAGUUCACAGCUAAAGAUGAAAGAGAAACAAUGUCCUCCUUUUCUUGACAAAAUGAAUGCCACAGAAUUUGGUGACAGUGGAUACAAAUUACGUAUUCCUUGUGGUCUGGUUCAAGGCUCUUCUGUUACAAUCAUUGGUAUUCCAAGUGGAAUUCUUGGUAAUUUUCGAAUCGACUUAACAGGUUCGCCACUUCCAGGGGAGCCAGAUCCUCCUGUUGUACUGCAUUUCAAUGUCCGCCUCCACGGUGAUAAGAUAACCGAUGAUCCUGUGAUUGUCCAAAAUACAUGGACACUAGCUCAUGAAUGGGGUGAAGAGGAGCGAUGUCCUUCUCCUGUUAGUGACAAUAAUAAGACAGUGGACGGAUUACAUAUGUGCAAUGAGAUGGUGGGUAAAAAUGACACCCAGAGGUUUAUGGGUAAUAAGAAUUACAAUAGCUCACGGCGGUCUUCCAUGGCACAGGAGAGAUUCAAACCACGGCAAUUUUUCCCUUUCAAACAAGGGCAUCUCUCUGUUGCUACUCUUAGGGUGGGUGCAGAAGGAUUGCAGAUGACAGUUGAUGGAAAACACAUAACUUCUUUUGCUUACCAUGAGAGUCUGGAGCCAUGGCUUGUUAGUGAAGUAAGGAUUUCUGGAGACCUGAAGUUAGUGUCUGUUCUUGCCAGUGGUUUACCCAUAUCAGAAGAUUUAGACCACAUAGUGGACCUUGAAUCACUCAGAGCACCUUCUCUACCUCGCAAGUCGCUGGAUCUCUUUAUUGGUGUUUUCUCUACUGCCAACAAUUUCAAACGAAGGAUGGCUGUUAGGAGAUCAUGGAUGCAGUAUGAUGCAGUUCGGUCAGGAGCUGUUGCAGUGCGUUUCUUUGUUGGUCUGCGCAAAAAUCAGAUUGUGAACGAAGAACUCUGGAAUGAAGCACGAACCUAUGGAGAUACUCAGUUGAUGCCUUUUGUUGAUUAUUAUAGCCUAAUCACUUGGAAGACGUUAGCCAUUUGCAUCUUUGGGACGGAGGUUGUUUCAGCAAAAUUUGUUAUGAAGACAGAUGAUGAUGCAUUUGUGCGUGUAGACGAAGUACUUUCUUCUCUGAAUAGGAUUAAUGUGACUCAGGGGUUACUGUAUGGUUUAAUCAAUUCCGACUCCCGUCCACAUCGGGAUACUGACAGCAAAUGGUAUAUUACUCCAGAGGAAUGGCCAGAAGAAACCUAUCCUCCUUGGGCUCAUGGUCCUGGUUAUGUUGUUUCAAGUGACAUAGCAAAGACAGUCUACAACAGUCAUACCAAAGGCCAAUUGAAGAUGUUCAAAUUAGAAGAUGUCGCGAUGGGUAUCUGGAUUGCAGAGAUGAAGAAAAAAGGAUUAAAUAUUAAGUAUGAGCAUGAUGACAGGAUCCACAACGAAGGUUGCAAAGAUGGGUAUGUUGUUGCCCACUACCAAGGUCCCAGAGAGCUACUCUGUCUUUGGGAAAAGCUUCAAGAACACCAACGGGCAGUAUGCUGUGGUGAGAGAUAGAAACCUUUUGGCUGAAGAUGUUCGAAUUUUGCAUAGAUUAGCACCAAUUGGUCCUUUGUAGAGCGAGAUUACAGAUAGAUAGAAUAUCAAGUUGUGGAUUCAGAAAAGUGAAAAUCAUUAACAAAUGCCGCAAGUCAUAUACAGAGAAGAAGCGACGAGGUUUAUAGCUACUUACCACGACUGGGAAGUACCCCUCAAGAGUUGAUAGAUUUUUGCAUGGUGUAGGGUUUAAUUGUUUAAGUCAUGUUCAUAGAUAUAUAAUUUAAUAGAGGAUUAGUGUGUGCAGGAGGAUAAAUAUGUUUCUGUAGAUUUUUGUUCCUCAGGUUUUGGUUGUAUCUUUUUUACAGUCGCAUUUUCAUUACUGAAAAUCUGUGAGUUCAACAGUACUUACACAUUGUAAUUAACAUUACGUAACACGAUUGUGAAUACCAUGGUUCAGACUUUUUUCCUA